AGCUCGGCGAGGAGCCUGAAGGAGGGUGCACAACAUGGGGGUCACCGUGGACGUGCACCAGGUGUUCCAGUACCCCUUCGAGCAGGUGGUCGCUUGCUUCCUCCGAAAGUAUCCCAACCCCAUGGAUAAAAAUGUCAUCUCUGUAAAAACUGUGGAAGAAAAGAAAGAUGAAUCAACAGGACUCAUCUAUAGAAAGAGGAUUGCUAUCUGUCAGAAUGUGAUUCCAGAAAUUUUAAGAAAGGCUUUAAGCACUCUGAUGAUUCUGUGUUGGAUGGAGGUGAGUAUUUUAAAGGUACCUGAUAUCCGGCUAGAAGAAGAGUCAUGGCUCAGCCUUCCAAAAAGGAACAUGGCUAUCCGGAGUCAUUGCCUCACGUGGACACAGUAUGCAUCCAUGAGGGAAGAGUCUGUCUUCCGGGAAAGUGUGGAAAAUCCAAAUUGGACAGAGUUCAUUCAAACAGGCAGAAUUUCAAUCACAGGGGCUGGAUUUCUCAACUGUAUUUUGGAAACUUUUGCUAGUACCUUCUUAAGACAAGGAGCCCAGAAGGGAAUUAGAAUAAUGGAGAUGCUGCUAAAGGAACAGUGUGGUUCCCCCUUAGCGGAAUAAAAAAUCAUCAGGAAGCUGCCAUUGUGUCUACUCUUCCUCGAGACUCACUUCUUGGCCACAACAUCAUACGCACAAUUACUGGAUGCAGGUUUCAGGACAGAAUCAGUGGCUUAGAGAAGAGGGGACCUUCCAGCUAGAACACAGACUUGACACUCCCCUUUGGGGCCUGCUUCAAAUCAUGGAACUCAUGAAGAUGAGACCUUUUCAGCUGACGUUUUAUGACACGGUCUCUUUACAAUCUUAUAAAUAAAGGGAAAAAACCUAUCAGAUGAGAUUUAUGAUUUUUCCAGAUGUUUUGCUGAUUCCCUGUGAUGGUGUCAGGGGAGCCAAGAGCAAGAGCUCAGGGAAGUACCUUGUGCCCACAUGCUGUCAGCAUCUGUAUUUGGAGGAUCCAGGAGAGGAUUCUGGGAAUGAUAAAGAAGUCCAUCCCGGUACCUCUUUCUAGAGAGCUGGAAUAGAAAGACAAUGUGCCAGACCCAUACUGAAGCUAAGCCACACGUAUACCAUAGUGAAUCUAAACUACAUGUAUACCAUGGUCAGUUAAGCCAUGUGCAUAUCGUAGUUAGCUAAGACACAUGUGUGUGGAUUUUUGAUAUUCUCAGAAGUCAGUUGAGCUUUUAGGAGAUAACACAUAAACUCUGACUUGCUCCCCUUCGAGAACAUGGAGUGGAGAGCAUAAGGCAAGGUCUGGCUGUAGCUCCUACUAACUUGUUUUGUAAUAGUGCACAAAUUCUCCAGUUCUCUUUUGACCAGAAAAGUGUGAGCAAUCAGACAUAGUUCUCUCUAUCUGUAGGUUUAGUUUGAAGAGUACAAGUUUAGGGCCAGUUGGAUUGGUGUGAAUUAAAUCCAGCUUCUCCCACUGAUUAUUUAGUGGGCUUGCACAUCAUUUGAAAACCUCUCCAAAGUUAAUUUAAAUCAAAAUCGUGAAAUGAUGUAAUAGCUUUAAAAUGAGGUUAUUUGACUGACCUGAGAUGGU
Messenger RNA from Arvicanthis niloticus (Nile rat), 1580 nucleotides. Lineage: Eukaryota; Metazoa; Chordata; Mammalia; Rodentia; Muridae. The record is from RefSeq and is a predicted model, not a curated record.